CGAACGAACAAUAGAAGCCGGAAGUAACCCACCGAAACUGGCAUAUAUACUGGCCUCUGCGCCGCCUUCUCGACCAUGCCCGUACGAUCACUUGUCCAAAUGGCUAUCAGCUGCGCUCAAAGGAACAUCCACUUCAUCGACAAUUUGUCCGACAUGCCCUACCAAAUGGCGCAUCCUAUCCUCAAGAAGGUCACCAGCCCAAAUCAACUGCUCGAGAUACAGACCAACUCGCCGCACCUCGCCAAAGACACUGGAGAACUUUGGCAAGCCUUCAUCAUGCGAGACUUGCCUAACCUUACUCAGGAGAACAUGAUCUACCCAAAGAAUCCCGAGAGCUGGUACAAGGUGUACCGAAAGCUCAUGCGGACGGAGAAGGAGCGCGAGGCUGUACAGGAAGAGCAGCUGCGAAUUUCGCUUCUGGGCGACAAAGUCAAAAGAGAGGAGAAGAAGACGAUGUUUGUGGAUAAGGUCCUACAUCAUGCUCGCGAGGAGCCUGUCAUCUUCGUCGACGGACAACGCAACAGAGGCAAUAGGACUGCUGGGCCCCCAUCCUUGGCAAAGGCAAAGACUGGCACAGAUGCGCUCGCUGCCAUUCGCAAUAGAUCUGCCCUUAACUCGAGGCAGAUAUCGCUGGGACGUCCCUUUCAGUCCAACGGUUAUGCCCAAACUUCGAACAGGGCCACUCGCCAGAUCGCUCAGGCUCCCCAAAGUAUGCUUCGGGAAGCUGGUCAACAUGGUAGGAUGGAGAUUGCACCACGCGAGCUAUUGCCGCAUCAGAAAACAAUGCUUCAAGAACAGCGCAAAGCCAAUGCAACCGUCAAGGUACACGCCCCUGGCCUGGUCAGAAGUGCCAAGUUCGCUGCUGCACACCAAAAGCAAAACGAGGCUGUCAUUCGCAAAGCACGCGAGAUCAACGAGGACAAGUUGAGGAAAUUGACGCAGACGGCAAAUCGAGCUGCUCGAGAGAAGAAACCCGAGCCGAAAUUCGAUUUCGAACCAACUGUGCCCGCUACUUCUCCUGAACCACCAAAAGUCUCUACGCCGGUGCAACCCAAUUCACCCGCUGCCGCACCUCCAGCACCAUCUCCACCAAAACAGGCCAGUCCUAAUCCGGUCCUUCUCAAGAAGCGACCUGCACCCGGCGGCUCGGUAUUCAUGAAGCCCACCAAGAAGGCGAAGCGUUGAAAGACUUGUUCAAUGUAGCCAUGGACAUGCGCACAGCUACCGGCGUCAAUGGCAGAACGAGCUUCCAGUCUAUGAAGACUCGCGAAUAGCAAUAUCCGCAGCGGCAAUGGCUUCCUUGGCUUUUGUGAUAUCGUCAGGCGUGUUGCUCUGAUCACUUGAGCUCUUGUCCUGCUCCUGCGUUACAUCAGAACUGCCAGAGUUACGGCAACAACAUGAAGAACGAAAGCUUACCAGCUGCGCCUCGAGCUUCUCCUUGGCAUCUGUGAUCUUCUGCUUGAGUUGAGGAAACAUGGCCUCAGUCUCUUCUAGGACUUUGCGCUAGACCUGUACGUUAGCAUUGAUGAAAUAGAGGGGCUCAUAUGAGACCACGAGUAGAUGAUCGGAUGAUUGCAGAAGAACUAGAUACCCAUGUACAAGUAAUUGAC
This is a messenger RNA of Sphaerulina musiva SO2202, 1610 nucleotides long. RefSeq lists its product as uncharacterized. Gene Ontology annotation, biological process: transcription elongation by RNA polymerase II. The record is from RefSeq and is a predicted model, not a curated record. Bases 76 to 1185 code for a protein of 369 amino acids. The transcript has a single exon. NCBI's taxonomy places the organism in Eukaryota, Fungi, Ascomycota, Dothideomycetes, Mycosphaerellales, Mycosphaerellaceae. Gene Ontology annotation, cellular component: elongin complex; nucleus.